This is a messenger RNA of Cryptomeria japonica (Japanese cedar), 516 nucleotides long. Its product is annotated as pathogenesis-related protein 1-like. Gene Ontology annotation, molecular function: protein phosphatase inhibitor activity; signaling receptor activity; abscisic acid binding. Gene Ontology annotation, cellular component: cytoplasm; nucleus. NCBI's taxonomy places the organism in Eukaryota, Viridiplantae, Streptophyta, Pinopsida, Cupressales, Cupressaceae. The coding region runs from base 1 to 516 and encodes 171 amino acids. The transcript has 2 exons. The record is from RefSeq and is a predicted model, not a curated record. Gene Ontology annotation, biological process: abscisic acid-activated signaling pathway; defense response.
AUGGUGGUGGUAAGUAUCAGUCAUGAUAUCGAGACUCCAUUGGAGGCGAAGACACUGUGGAACGCCUUUGUGAAGGAUGGUCAUAAUCUCCUCCCAAAGCAAGCACCGGAGCUUUUUGCAAGCGUCACCUUCCUCCAAGGCGAAGGGGGUGUAGGCAGUAUCAAGCAAAUCAAUUUCACUCCUGCGAACAAGGAUUUCAGCUAUGGGAAAGAGGAAGUGGAGGAAGUGGAGGAAGAGAAGUUAUUGUACCGCUUCAGCCAUGUGGAAGGAGGACUUAUUGGAAAGAAAGUGUCAUCUGCCACAUACGAAUACAAAUACACCCCCAAAGCAGGAGGAGGGGGCAUUUGCAGCUCUGUUGUAGUCAAUUUUGAUAGCCUUCCAGGAGUUCCUGAGGACGAGGAGAAAGUGAAGGAGAUUAAGGAGAUUACAAACUCCCUUGUGUUCGCCAAGGGGCAAACUCCCUUGUGUUCGCCAAGGGGCAAACUCCCUUGUGUUCGCCAAGGGGCCUCAGUUUGA